Messenger RNA from Vigna radiata var. radiata (mung bean), 1692 nucleotides. Its product is annotated as patellin-4-like. The record is from RefSeq and is a predicted model, not a curated record. Bases 256 to 1692 code for a protein of 478 amino acids. NCBI's taxonomy places the organism in Eukaryota, Viridiplantae, Streptophyta, Magnoliopsida, Fabales, Fabaceae. The transcript is spliced from 4 exons. Gene Ontology annotation, molecular function: lipid binding.
UGAAUGCCAAAUUGGUUUACAUAACCCAAAUUAAAACAUGAUUGUUUGUGCAGUGAUCUAUAUUUGGCGAGUGAGUAACUAACGGUUGAGAAUGUUCAAUUGAGAGAAUGGAUCCAUCAUUUCUCAACAUUAUUGAGUUGGCCGAAACAGGGCUUCAUGCAUUUGCAUGUAUAAUGUAAGGUCACCUUUCUUCUUGCCUCUCCACCCCCUCCCCUCCCUCCACCAAAGGUGCCAAUCAAGGAGGAGGAUCGGUACAUGCCGGAGAAGAAUAUCAACGUUUUAGUCGCAGCCAUGAAUAGCAUAGAUGAAUGUUGCAAUGAUGAAAAUGGGAAAAUCGCUGUUGGGGUGCCCCUACUUUACCAUUUCAUGGAGAAAAACAACAACGAGUCAAGUCUGAAGGAAGACCUCCAAGAAUAUCAUGAUUGUGAAGAGGAUGAGGACGAAGAAGAUGAUGAUGGUGAUGAUGAUAUGGAAGGAUCAACUUUUGGAGAUGGGACCCAGAGCCCCGCUGAGAUUAAACUCAAGAUAAAGAAGUCGUUGCUUGAAUUACGUUGCAAGGUUGAAAAUGCCAUUCUUGGGAACUUUUUGUUAGGGGAACCCGACAAGGAGCUUGCACCAGAAGACGUGGCAGUGAUGAGGGAACAGCUUAGAGAGAUUUCAAUAUGGGGUGUCCCUUUGUUGCCCAGUAAGGCUCAUGAGGGCACUGAUGUUGUUUUGAGGAAAUUCUUGAAGGCCAAAGAUUACAAGGUGAAUGAGGCCUUUGACAUGCUACAGAAGACCCUCAUAUGGCGACGAGAAAACAACAUUGAUGGGAUCGAUGAGGAAGAUUUAGGUCCUGAGUCUGCAAAUGCAGGAUUUUUGUGCAGUAGAGAUAGGGAAGGACGUCCCGUGUGUUACCAAGUUUGUGGGGUUUUCAAAGACAGGCGCGUCUACAAGAAGACCUUUGGAUCACACAACAGGUGUGACAGGUAUUUGAGAUGGAAAAUUCAACUCAUAGAAAAGGCUGUGAAGAAGCUAAACUUUAGAGAAGGAGGUGUGGACUCCAUAAUUCAGGUUUUUGAUUUGAAGAACACCCCAAUGCAAGGAACCAAGGAGCUCAACUCAGUCAGCAAAAAAGCUCUGAUUUUGUUUCAGAAUUACUACCCUGAGAUCAUUCACAAAAAUAUCAUAGUAUAUGCUCCAUUUUGGUUCUACACGUCCCAAGUGCUAUUCUCAAGAUUCAUGAACCAGAGAAAUAAAAAGAAGUUCAUCUUAGCUAGGCCACAGAAGGUCACGCAGACCCUUCACAAGUUCAUAGCCCCAGAACAUCUUCCAUGUGAGUAUGGUGGUCUCAGGAGGAACAACGAUGAAAAUUUCUCGCCUGCUGAUAAGGCUACAGAGAUUAAAAUAAAAGGAAACACUGUUUCCAAAGUUGAAUUUCCAGUCUCAGAGCUUGGAGUGACAAUAAUGUGGGAUGUAACUGUGGUGGGAUGGGAUGUUUGCUACAAGGAAGAGUUCAUUCCAGAUGAUGAAGGCUCGUACACUGUAUUACUGCAAAACCAAAACGUAGAGGGUAGCAGUACUAGAAACUCCUUUUACAUCAGUGAACCUGGGAAGAUAGUCAUAACAGUUGAAAAUGGGACCUACAAGAAGAGAAAAAUGUUCUAUAGAUCUAAAGCCAGAACCACAGUUCCCAUGUUCAUCUUGUUAUAA